CUAUACCAAGACUCAGACUCUGUCAUCUCCGAGUGUGUUACAUAGACACUCUGAGUGAUACAGUAAAAUUUUCCUUGGUGCCUGCCUGUUUAGAAGAAGCCAGGUGUCGGCCAUGGGGAAGUUACCCAUGAUCCUACUGGCUGUCUUCGUUAUUGCCGUGGCAGGGCAUACCCCGACAGAACAAGAACUUUCCGCGACUUCGUCAGAACCGGGACGCAUUCUCCCAGACUGGACGAUGGCACGACUUCGCUACGACGGCUGCAGGAUCUAUGCGGAGUUUGAGCCGGAGGAUUUGUCUGGUAAGAUGUGUGAAGAGAAGCGGGAACUGACUGAGAUUGACGACAAAACCCAAUCGGCACUGAACUUCAAAGCGCCGUCACCGAAGUCCUGUUCAGAUGGCUACUCCAAGUACAACAGAAAAUGCUACAAGUUCUCAACUGACAAAAUGGCGUUUAAGGCAGCCAAAGAUGCUUGUCAACGGGAUGGAGGACUGUUAGCAACCAUCAAUGCCCAAGACACCAACGACCUGGUUGUGAAGAAAAUAAGAACAGGGUUGGGUUAG
This is a messenger RNA of Branchiostoma belcheri (Belcher's lancelet), 562 nucleotides long. RefSeq lists its product as uncharacterized. Bases 113 to 562 code for a protein of 149 amino acids. The record is from RefSeq and is a predicted model, not a curated record. The transcript has 4 exons. NCBI's taxonomy places the organism in Eukaryota, Metazoa, Chordata, Leptocardii, Amphioxiformes, Branchiostomatidae.